CAGCAAUGUACAAGAUGAUGAACCACAUGUAUCAUCAACGUAUAAAGAAAUUAGGCCCCACGAGCUGGAAGAAGAAGUUUGCUUAGUUAGAUAAUGUCCAUAAGCUGGAAUAACAUUUCCUGUAAAGUGGGUAAACUGACAAAUACUUUGCAGCAAGGAAAUCCUUUUUCAAUGUUAUGAUUGUUUUAAUUUGUUACAACUUUCAGAUGCAUUUAUGAAGUAUUUAAUCCUAUUUUAUUGAUACUGUUUAUCACUGUCAAAAAUAAAAACAGGUGCUGUCUUUGGAAAUAAUUGCCUCGGUGGGAGACGGCCGACUUGUUAAAAAAAAAAAAAACUAAUAGUAAUGAUGACUUGACUAAUUAUCUAACUUGAAUGAAGAAAAGAACCGUGAAAAAUUGCUAAUAGUAGAUUUGGUGUUAUUUAUAAUACCUAAUCACUUUUGUAUCAAAAUAUUUAACUUUUUACACAUUCGAAAUAUGUAUUGGGAAGUUGACAAACUGUAAAUAAAUUUUUUUCUGCAAAAUUUGCUAUAUAUAAUAUCAUUAGUGUUUUAACCAUUUUAAUUUAUUUAUACCAUCAAAAAUAAUUUAUCCUUCAUACUUUUUUAUACUAAGGUACAACAAUAUUUUUAAAUUGGGGAAUUUCUAUCAAUUAUGUGGUAUCUUAUCUCAAUGGAACUGUUUUUAAAAAUAUCUUCCCAAUAAUGAAAGAAAGUGUAAUGCUGCAGCUACAUACUUCCAUUUUUAGAGAAAAUAAACAAGACCAAUGGUAGCAUUAGUAUUUUUUAGGCAACAUCCAUUAACAAUAAAUAUCCAGUGACGAAACAAUCAACAUGCUCACCCUGAUCUGUUACAGGCAAGCUAAGUGAGCAUGUGAAGCUUAUAUAUCAGUUUUACAGAAAGGUUCACUUCAUUAAUACUGUUAUCACAUAAAGUGCAUAUAUGCAUUGACAAAUAAAUCUCUUAAUCUCACAAA
Molecule: messenger RNA, 975 nt
Organism: Cherax quadricarinatus
Lineage: Eukaryota; Metazoa; Arthropoda; Malacostraca; Decapoda; Parastacidae
Source: RefSeq, a predicted model, not a curated record